Molecule: messenger RNA, 2564 nt
Organism: Uranotaenia lowii
Lineage: Eukaryota; Metazoa; Arthropoda; Insecta; Diptera; Culicidae
Gene: CkIIbeta
Product: casein kinase II subunit beta
Exons: 7
Coding region: 259-918 (219 amino acids)
Cellular component (GO): protein kinase CK2 complex; cytoplasm
Molecular function (GO): protein kinase regulator activity
Source: RefSeq, a predicted model, not a curated record
AGGUUGCCAGUCAGUCCCAGCGCCGUCGAAGUGCAGCACUUGAAUCCGUCAUUUUGCCAACCCGUUCUCCUUUGCUAGGCUGACAGAGUGCGAACCACGGCUGCCUUUCGGAGAUUCGAUUGAUUUUUUUUCUUAUUUUUUAUUUCUUCAAGAUUUAAUCAUAAGCGUGGCUAGCCAGGGAAUUAAAAGGUAAUUUUUGCCGUAAAAUCGUUGGUUUCGGGGCUCGAGAACCGGUGGAAGUUCCGUACGAUAAGGAAAAUGAGCAGCUCAGAGGAGGUUUCUUGGAUUUCCUGGUUCUGCGGACUUCGUGGCAAUGAAUUUUUCUGUGAGGUUGACGAAGAUUAUAUUCAGGAUAAAUUUAACUUGACCGGACUGAACGAGCAGGUGCCCAACUACAGACAGGCGCUUGAUAUGAUACUGGACUUAGAGCCAGAGGAUGAGAUCGAGAACAACCAGUCCGACCUGAUCGAACAGGCAGCCGAGAUGCUGUACGGUUUAAUACACGCGCGUUACAUCCUCACCAACCGCGGUAUAGCUCAAAUGAUAGAGAAGUAUCAGAGUGGCGACUUCGGUCACUGUCCGCGGGUGUACUGCGAGAGUCAGCCGAUGCUUCCAUUAGGUUUAUCCGAUGUGCCCGGUGAGGCGAUGGUGAAAAACUACUGUCCGAAGUGCAUCGACGUUUACACACCAAAGUCCUCGCGACAUCAUCACACGGACGGUGCAUACUUUGGCACCGGAUUCCCCCAUAUGCUGUUCAUGGUUCACCCCGAGUAUCGCCCGAAACGUCCCGCCAAUCACUUCGUACCACGUUUGUACGGCUUCAAAAUCCACUCGUUAGCCUAUCAGAUCCAGCUGCAGGCCGCUGCGAAUUUCAAGGCACCACUACGAGGGUGCUCGGCAAAGGUGAUGGAUAACUGAAGUGCUGCCAGUCGUCGGGUCAACGAGAAAAUAGUUUGAUCUGUUCCGAUGCGCCCGUUGCGACCUCGACGACAACCACCAAUGGCAGCAGCAGCAGCAAGCAGAGAAUGAAAAUAACAACGGAAGGAAAGUGAACAGCUGGAACAGGUUCUCCCGCGCAGGGAAACACGCGGAGCUCUUGGACACUUUUGACUACAGAGAGGCAUAACAGGCAAAAUCAACACUGUGGAACACUUAAUAAAUAGAACGGAAACUAAAAAGCAUCAUUAUCAUCCACCAAACACAACUAAUCCUAACAACAAACAAAGGCAAACGAAAUGUAAAAUUUGAAGGAAAUAACACAAGAAGAAAUCACUAACAGCGUCCUUGUAACUGGAAGUGACAUCUAGAUCUAAUAAUCAUUAAAUUCAAUUUAUCAUGAAAUGAAAAACUAACUUCACUUUUUAGAUAUAAAAUGUGCCCAGUAAAUGCUCCCGUUUGAGUUUAAUUUUCAUUAACAUUAUAUUUUAGCAUGAGCACUAAUAUCUCGUGCAACAUGUUCCAAUAUAAUUUUCUCAGCAUAUAUGAAAAUCAGCUCAAAUGGGAGCAUUUUCUAGGAAUCAAAAUUCACCUGAAAAACAUCAAUAAAAUUUUGAAAGGGCGUAAACUAUAUGAAAACCAGAAAACAAUUGACUAACUAGGCAGAGGUGAGCAUCGUUUGAAAAUGUCAACUAUACAUUAACUGAUUAUAGUAAAAAUAUACACUCAAAUGAAGAAAGGAAGAACGCAAAACCAAAACCAAUAAGGUGUAUCGAACUCUCUUGGGGAAAUAUUAUAGCAAAGAUUCGUUUCCAAUACGACGUGUUCUAAUAACCAAUAAAAAAAAACAACAGUGCGUAAUAAACCGUGGAUCGAACGGAUCGAGAAAGUGGAGCAUCAUCUCAUAAACUUCGGUAGAAAUCAAUUUUUUUAAAUCGACAAAUGACGGCAAAUACCAACAGAUGAAAAAAGGUAAACCGUGAAAUGAAGCCGUAAUAUUAAAGCAACUUUGUUGAGAACGACCGAUCAAACUCGUGUUUUUUUUUCGUUAUGCUUUCAGUUUUCCUUUUUAAGUGAAACGUGAUUUUUUCAUCACUAUAGGUAUUGUUUUGAAAACUACUUACUUUCGACUAAAGUCCCGUUGCCGGUCCCAAAAUGUGGCGCAAAAACAUAACAAAGUUAGAAAACUCGUCGAGUGAAUGAAGUUUAAAAUAAUAAUCAACAGAAAUGUCCAAGACUCAGCAUGGAGCUUCAAUGAAGAAUGUUGGAAAUUGGAAUACUUGUUGUAUCGAUUCCAUAUAAUUCCAGACGAAAUAGAUCAGUUAAAGGAACUGUUAAAUAACCGAAUCUUCUAAAACGGGAGUUAAAAUAAGGGACCCUCAACCAAAGUUUCAAAAUAAGCAUAAUGAAAAAAUCACAUAUUGCAGCAGAUUUUUUUCUGACUAUGUUUCUAUUCAAAUGUCCCUUUAAAUAGAACCGGUCGGUCUACCUAAAAUUUGUUUGUCAAACCACAAUUAUUAAAAAGGUUUGUUGUUUUUUUUUUUGGUGAAACCCUCUCUUGUUGAAGUACUUUUGUUUUGCCAAUCAAUGAACAAAUAAAAAGUGAAAUAAAAACAGUCAAAAACUUU